This is a messenger RNA of Trichoderma harzianum CBS 226.95, 837 nucleotides long. RefSeq lists its product as hypothetical. The transcript has a single exon. Bases 1 to 837 code for a protein of 278 amino acids. The record is from RefSeq and is a predicted model, not a curated record. NCBI's taxonomy places the organism in Eukaryota, Fungi, Ascomycota, Sordariomycetes, Hypocreales, Hypocreaceae.
AUGCAAAGUCCUCCAACUACACCUCCCCAGAGUCCACCAGCUUUCAACGAUCCUCGGGCUCCUGGGUUUCCAGAGCUGUCCUCUCUAGCUGGUGAACUGGAUGCAGCUUCUCGCUAUGGUUUUCAACAAUACUACAACGCACCAAGCGAUCCUCUUGUCCCAACCUUUUAUGGGCUGAAUACAUUUAGUUUCAACCACCCCAGCACCGUUCAGCCGAUAGACGGAGUGGCAUACCAUCAAACGCUACAAGACUAUCAUCAGUGGCGUACCUCGAAUCCAGCGCUUAAUGCCUUUUACAUUGGACCUCCUGAGCCCGAAGAAGUGCUUCGGCAUGGCAUGAUUCUUCGAUUUCUUGACAGCCUGCCCCCCACUCCACCCAAUCCCGCGUUUCCCCCAGAUCCCCCUCGGCUCCUUCGCAGAACUCGUCGUCGACGUCCGACGCGAAGUUCUGCUGACGAAUAUGGCUCUUCCAGCAUGGCUGGUCCCUCUGAGGAGGUGGCGCCUGCUGAGGAUGCGGCUCAGGGCAAUGCCGAGUCUGCUCAGGGCGGACAAGGCAAGCGGAACAGGCGUGGUAGACGAGGUAGACGUGGCAAGGGGGGAGGGAAGAGUGAAGAGAAUACCGCAACCGAAGAAGUUGAAGGUGAGUUGACCGAGGAAGAAGCUCUGGAUGAGUUGACUGAAGAAAAUGAGGGUGAAUUGACUGAGGAAGUUCUGGGUGAGGUGGCCGAGGAAGCUCAGGGUCGGACGACUGAGGAAGUUUGGGAUGAAUUGACUGAAGAAAUUCAGGAGUUGAACGGGGAAGACGUUCAAGUUGGUCCUUCUAGCCAGCUGGACUAA